UCUUACCUUUCGAGAAAUCGCCUUAUGUGCCUCCUCACGGCACAGGAAAGGUACGACGAGCAGAAGCCUCCCAGUUACGUCCGAUUGGAUCUUUGUACCUCACCAUGCUGGCCAGACCUCGAGUCUAUUACCCUUUGGAUCUGGGGAAGUUAUUACGAAUCAGAGGAUCAUCAGAUACUCCUCGAAACUAUGCCGCGCCUUCGAAAGUUAGACGCGCCCGUGAAUUAUCCGGAAUAUUUGAUUUAUCAACAACUCGCGCAGCGAUAUAGCAGUAUGCUGCGUGGGCUCAAUUUGCGGACGUUGGAGUCACCCAUUUCUCUGGAGGAGCUCAGGGAACUGAGCUGGGCGACGCAUGUGCAGUUGAGCAGGCUGCGUGCAUUGAGGGCCUUGGACCGGAGAUAUUCCGAUGGUAUAUGGGAAUCAGGUGUCCAUUUCUGGAAAAAAGAAUGUGUCCUUGCCUAUCACAUUGGCCAUGGGACUAGGCCAGCUGGCAGGACUAACAGAGCUAGAGAAAAUAUAAUCACUAGGAUCUCAGGAUAUGACCAAGACGGGCGCGAUGUGGAUGUGGAUGGCUGAGCAUUAGUUUGCACUCCAGAAAAUCAGCGGAAGGAUCGUCCCUCAUUGGGGAAAUAAGUCAAGGCUCGGAGUGAGCGCCUAUCUUCAACACGCAUGG
Molecule: messenger RNA, 673 nt
Organism: Gamsiella multidivaricata
Lineage: Eukaryota; Fungi; Mortierellomycota; Mortierellomycetes; Mortierellales; Mortierellaceae
Exons: 1
Coding region: 25-576 (183 amino acids)
Source: RefSeq, a predicted model, not a curated record